This is a messenger RNA of Aspergillus ibericus CBS 121593, 1407 nucleotides long. RefSeq lists its product as uncharacterized. The transcript has 4 exons. The coding region runs from base 1 to 1407 and encodes 468 amino acids. NCBI's taxonomy places the organism in Eukaryota, Fungi, Ascomycota, Eurotiomycetes, Eurotiales, Aspergillaceae. The record is from RefSeq and is a predicted model, not a curated record.
AUGAGCAGAGGCCCUGGCUCCGAUCCAGGCAUCACCGAGUACCAGUUUGUCUUUGGGAAGGACCAACCCGGGACGCGCAGCCAUGCCAUGCGCCAGUUCUGGCGACGACGACACCAGGCUCUGCAAAGUUCGGUCAGGAUCUCCCGACCUCAGCUGAGAACUCUCCUGCCCAAGGAGUGUGGCUCAGAAAGCGGGGAAUCCCAGGCGGAUGUGGCCCAGGGGAAGUCCCCAGAUUCCCUAGACGAUGGGUGGAAAAUAGUGUCUGGGCAUGUCACUCCCCAACGCCCUGGCAGCAACGGGGCUCAGGCGCCGAACAUUUCCAUCUUUCCGGCACCUCCCACCAAGUUCCCCAUCGAUCUCUCUCCCAAGGAUCAAACGAUCUUUUACUCGUGGCUCGAGUUACACACCAGUCUCACGCCCGACGGUUUCCUCAACACCCGAUUCGACCCCAUUCGCGAUGUCUGGCUCCCCAUGGACUUGUCCAACAGUGCCUCGUUCUGUGCCUUGAUGGCACAUGCCGCAGCCCAUGUCGCACACCGCCAUGGACAGACCAAGUCCUUGGAGUCCGAAAAGUUUCGAACCCUGGCCGUGGGCAUCAUCGCCAAGUGGCUGGCGGAUGAGAGACGAUCGACACAGGAUGAGACCCUUGCUGCGAUCGCCCGUCUGCUAAUGUUCGAGAAGUAUUGGGCCUUGGACGACCAAUGGCGCGCGCAUCGAAACGGUCUCCUGAGCGUCUUCCGGGCGAGAGGCGGGCUGAAGGCAUUCAAAUCGAAUUGGCGUCUGCAUAUGGUUCUAUUUCUGGCCUUCUCCAUGUCCGAGCCAUCCAGACUCUCCCCCUCGGCCCAUGCCUGGGAAAUCUCCGAGUAUUUCGUUCCCUCCGCCGUACAUCCCGCCAUUCAGCUCCGAUUUACUCACAACAAACCGAAAUCCUUCCAAGGACUACACAUGUACCCUACUCUCCAUGAUACCAUACUGUUCCUGGGCAAUGAUUCGAGCAUUCCACCGCCACAGGGGGAUUCUUCUGGCGCACAAGAUCAUCGACUGAUUUGUCUACUUAUUUUGGUUGUGAUACUGCAGGAGACCUUUUACUCGUUGGUUCCGGUUCUGAGACACGCCUUCAUCGACAAAUUGCCGGCGCUGGACGAGAUCCUCCGUCUACAUCGAGCAUCAUGGGAAGGCUCGCCCCAAAGAUUGCAUGACUUCCUCAUGGGAGAUCAUUUGAAAUCGUUGAUCAAUCCGCCGACUCGCGCGUUUAUCACGAAGCUCAGUGAAAAUCUGGUAUAUCUGAAUGAUGAAGCGUGUGGGCCGAUCGGGAAAUGCCUGCUCAAUGCGCUCCUCUGGCAGAGGCCGCACGAGCGGACAGAUGCGAUCUCGGUUUAUCAAUCGCUGAAAGUGGACUUGAGCUAG